UGUUAAUCGAAACGAUAUGGUGAGUGAUAGUGCGACUCAUUGCAGCUGCUGAUAAUGCUGUUACUAACAUUGUGCGUCUUUUUUGUGCUUUAGCUGCCAAUAUACCUUGUGACACAUGCAAAGGGACAACCACUUCUUGUGGAGCUCAAAUCCGGCGAAACAGUUAACGGCAUCCUGAUCGAGGCUGAUAGUUGGAUGAACGUGACUUUGAAAGAUGCCAUCGAGACGAGUGCCGAUGGUGAAACGUUCACCAAGCUGAGUGAGAUCCUUGUUAAGGGUAAAGAUAUCAAAUACCUUAGAUUGCCACAAGAAUUGAUUCCUCAGGUGAAGGCAAUGAACAGCAGAAACCAACAGCAGAGAAACAGAUCAAAUAACGAGAACAAUGAUAGAAGGGGCAACUACAGCGGUAAUAGACACAACAAAAGCAAUUACAACAGACAACAGGGCGGUUAUAAUCAAGGCCGUGGAGGACGCCAUAACAAUAACCACAACAAUAACCAUAACAACAACAGCCAUAACCACCAGAACCGCUCCCAAAGUUAGACGCUC
Molecule: messenger RNA, 549 nt
Organism: Williopsis jadinii
Lineage: Eukaryota; Fungi; Ascomycota; Saccharomycetes; Phaffomycetales; Wickerhamomycetaceae
Gene: LSM4
Product: U6 snRNA complex subunit LSM4
Exons: 1
Coding region: 196-543 (115 amino acids)
Source: RefSeq, a predicted model, not a curated record